AUGGCGGAAACAGCGAAGGAGGUUCCCUUGAACUCGGUGCAAGUGGAGGCGUUGGUUGUCAUGAAGAUUGUGAAGGCUUGCGCUGCCUCUUUCCCAACGACUGCGACUGGAUCCAUUGUCGGCAUGGACGUUAAUGGCACCCUUCAGGUCACCAACAGCUUCCCAUUCCCGACUGCAGACAUCGCAGCCUCCGACUCGCACCCUAACGACCACAUGGCUGCUUCGAACAUUGCUGCCGCAGCGCCGAGAUCAAAGGCGAAUGCUACAUAUCAAAACGAGAUGAUCAAGUACCUGCGGGAGGUAAAUGUUGACGCCAAUAACAUUGGAUGGUACACGAGCGCAAAUAUGGGCAACUUCAUCAACACCAGCUUGAUUGAAAACCAGUUCUUCUACCAGAAGGAGGUCAACGAGCGAACAGUUGCGUUGGUUCACGAUGUUAGCAGAAGUUCUCAGGGUGCUUUGAGUCUGCGAGCCUUCAGACUGUCCCCAACCUUUAUGGCUGCUUACAAGGAGAGCAAGUUCACCGCAGAAAACAUGCAAAAAACCAAGCUCACCUACAAGGACGUCCUGGUUGAACUACCCAUCAUUGUCCACAACUCCCACCUUUUGACCUCUUUCUUGCACCAAAUGCCUGCUGAGCUCCCCAAAGAGGAACUUGACUUCCCGGCCAGUCUUGCAGACCUCAACGCCAACCCUCCCAAAAUCCCUCUCUACCCAAAUCUUGAUUCUCUCGAUCUCUCAAUCGACCCAUACCUGGAGAGAACUUGCGAUAUGCUUCUGGACAGUAUCGAAACGCACUACACCGAACUCAACAACUUCCAAUACUUCCAAAGACAACUCGCCCGUGAGCAAACAAAGAUCACCGCAUGGAAGGCCAAGCGUACUGCAGAGAACCAGGCUAGAGUCCAACAGAAGCUAGCACCAUUACCAGAGGAUGAGUGGGAAAGAUUGUUCAAGCUACCCGUAGAGCCGAGCAGAUUGGAGGGUAUGUUGAAUGCUAAACAGGUGGACCAAUACUCGAGACAAGUAGAUGGCUUUACCGCGAGCAUUACCAGCAAAAUGUUUGCCGUGAAGAGCAACCUGCUGCCAGAGUCAUCGUAG
Molecule: messenger RNA, 1101 nt
Organism: Lachnellula hyalina
Lineage: Eukaryota; Fungi; Ascomycota; Leotiomycetes; Helotiales; Lachnaceae
Product: Eukaryotic translation initiation factor 3 subunit H
Exons: 3
Coding region: 1-1101 (366 amino acids)
Cellular component (GO): eukaryotic 43S preinitiation complex; cytoplasm; eukaryotic translation initiation factor 3 complex
Molecular function (GO): protein binding; metallopeptidase activity; translation initiation factor activity
Source: RefSeq, a predicted model, not a curated record